Molecule: messenger RNA, 873 nt
Organism: Lachancea meyersii CBS 8951
Lineage: Eukaryota; Fungi; Ascomycota; Saccharomycetes; Saccharomycetales; Saccharomycetaceae
Source: the annotation of a GenBank genome assembly
AUGAGACUGAUCCGAGAGUUCUCCAGCAGCUCCAGAAGUUGCAAGGCUGCUUGUUCACUGGUAAAACCAGUUCAUCAUCUGGUCAAGAUCGAUAAAUUGCGACUCUCGCCGCGUUUCAAAGAGCUGAAAUAUGCCAAAAACGAUAUUCGGUCGCCAGCGUUCAAACCUGUGGCCACGCACCAGGACCGUGUUAAUGGCCAUUACCACGCUACAAUUCAGCCAGACCUUCUGCUUAUUAACUACUCGCAUAACGCUCAGACCAAAGUGGGAGUCAAAAACAGAGAAUGGGAUUACUCCAGUCCUUACCAUUUGAAUCGUCAGCCCCGGAAGCCAAAGGGCUCGGCCGCCCAAUUGCCGAACAUGCAGCCAAUCAAGUGGCAUAACGUUCCAGCAAUCGAAUCCGUCGUAUUGAAUUGCUAUGUCCGUGAAUCCAAGGAAAAUCAGGUGCUACCCGUCAGCGCUGCUCUGCAACUGCAGCAACUAACUGGAUGCAAGCCCCAACCCGUUUACGCAAGAACCGAUGUGCCCUCUUGGAAAGUGAGAAGAGGAACACAUAUGGGUGCCAAAGUGGAGCUCAGAGGCCGUCCCAUGACCCAAUUUCUAAGUACGUUGACUGAGAUCGUUUUACCGAGAAUCAGAGAGUACAAAGGUAUCAGCAACAAGUCUGGAAACCGUUUUGGUUGUCUUUCUUUCGGUUUGACCUCAGAAGACGUCAAGUUCUUCCCUGAAAUCGAGUCAAAUCAGGAUCUGUGGCCCAAGACAUUUGGUUUGCAUAUCAACAUAAAUUCGACCGCGCAAGACGAUGUUCAAGCUAGAACCUUGGUGAGCGGAUUCGGAUUUCCAUUCCACGGGCCAGAAAAGAUAAAAAAGUAG